GUUAGACGCUUAUCGCUAUUCCAUUUAAUAAUGUCCUUCCUGCUUCGUUCGUAGUUUCGUAAUUAAAUUAUCUUCGAACCACCGGCAAACUUUAUUAUCGAUCGUAUUAUUUUUUAUUACGUUUCUGUGAUAUGCUAAAUAAAACUUAUUUGGAAAUUAUUUUUAAUUAUUUUGAUAUUAGUUGUCGGUUAUUCACCACGCCCAAAAAGUAAAAAAAAUAACAUCUCGAUACGGAUGUCGCCUUCCUCUAAUAAAAUGAGAAAUUUUUUAAUCUUUUCACGCAUUUUAUUUUACUGAAUUAUUAAAUAAGUCAAACAUGGCGUGUUGUUUAAGCGAUGAAGAGAGGGAACAGAGACGAAUUAAUCAGGAAAUCGAAAAACAAUUGAAAAGAGAUAAAAAAGAUUCACGUAGAGAACUUAAAUUACUUUUACUGGGAACAGGUGAAUCUGGAAAGAGUACCUUCAUUAGACAGAUGAAAAUUAUUCAUGGAUCUGGUUAUUCUGAUGAAGAUAAAAGAGGAUUUAUUAAACUUGUAUACCAAAAUAUAUUCAUGGCCAUGCAAAGCAUGAUAAAAGCAAUGGAUUUGUUACAAAUACAAUACAAAAAUGAAAAAAAUACAGAACAUGCGGAAUUGGUUAGGUCAGUUGACUAUGAAACAGUAACAACAUUCAGUAAUCAGUAUGUAGAAGCAAUUAAAUCAUUAUGGGCAGAUCCUGGCAUUCUAGAAUGUUAUGAUAGACGAAGAGAAUAUCAAUUAACAGAUUCAGCUAAAUACUAUUUAAAUGAUCUUGAUAGAAUAUCUACCUCUGAUUAUUUGCCAACUCAACAAGAUAUUUUACGUGUUAGAGUUCCAACAACUGGGAUAAUUGAAUAUCCAUUUGAUUUGGAUUCCAUUAUAUUCAGAAUGGUUGAUGUUGGUGGUCAAAGGUCUGAAAGAAGAAAAUGGAUACACUGUUUUGAAAAUGUUACAUCUAUAAUUUUUCUUGUUGCCUUAAGUGAAUAUGAUCAAAUUUUGUUUGAAUCUGAUAAUGAGAAUAGAAUGGAAGAAAGCAAAGCAUUAUUCAAAACCAUUAUUACUUAUCCCUGGUUUCAAAAUUCUUCUGUCAUUCUUUUCUUGAAUAAGAAAAAUUUAUUAAAAGAGAAGAUCAUGCAUUCACAUUUAGUUGAUUAUUUUCCAGAAUUUGAUGGUCCAAAACAAGAUCAUAUUGCAGCACGUGAAUUCAUACUUAAGAUGUAUUUGGUUCAGAAUCCAGCUGAAGAUCGGAUGAUAUAUCCACAUUUUACGUGUGCCACAGAUACUGAAAAUAUCCGGUUUGUGUUUGCAGCAGUAAAAGACACUAUUCUGCAGUCAAAUUUAAGGGAGUAUAAUCUUGUGUAGUUGUCCAGUGACUUAAAAAAAAUAUAUUGCUGCCAUAGGAAUAUGAAAAAUAUAUAUAUUAUGAACUUUGAUGUUAGCAAAGUUUCAUUGAAUCUUAAUGUAGCCAAAGAGUGAGGCUGAAGAAAAUGAAAAGCAAAAGUUAUAAAUUUGCUUGAUCCAUCUGGCAGCAGCAUUUUGCAGAUCACAUCUCUUUUAAAUGCUUCCAAGCAUAGUGCCUCAGAAAUGCAGGUGUUGUCAAACUUUUUAUGUAUGAAACAUUUUCAUGUUGGAUUUAGAGAACCAAACAAGUGCCAAAUUACAUACAAGAACAUAUAGAAGAACCAAAAGUUUAGUUUAAAAAAUUAACAACAACAAAAUUGAAUUUGCUGAAAUUAUAUUCAAGAAACAAUUCCGCCCAAUGAGACGUUGUAUUCAAACUUACUAUAGGUGCUGAUUUGACAAUUAAGAACUAUUUUUAUUUAGAUUUUACUAGUGGGCACAUGGCACAAUUGUGCCAUUGUCUGAUAUUUCUUAUAGUCUGUAUUCUAAAAAGAUGACAAAAAUUUUUUAUUAACAUGAGAAAAGAAAUCAUUAUCAUUUUGAAUACGUA
Centruroides sculpturatus (bark scorpion) is the source of this 1967-nucleotide messenger RNA. Its product is annotated as guanine nucleotide-binding protein G(q) subunit alpha-like. Gene Ontology annotation, biological process: adenylate cyclase-modulating G protein-coupled receptor signaling pathway; phospholipase C-activating dopamine receptor signaling pathway. Gene Ontology annotation, cellular component: heterotrimeric G-protein complex. The record is from RefSeq and is a predicted model, not a curated record. Gene Ontology annotation, molecular function: GTPase activity; G-protein beta/gamma-subunit complex binding; guanyl nucleotide binding. The coding region runs from base 317 to 1378 and encodes 353 amino acids. The transcript has 2 exons. NCBI's taxonomy places the organism in Eukaryota, Metazoa, Arthropoda, Arachnida, Scorpiones, Buthidae.